Debaryomyces fabryi is the source of this 831-nucleotide messenger RNA. Its product is annotated as microtubule-binding protein. Gene Ontology annotation, molecular function: microtubule plus-end binding. Gene Ontology annotation, cellular component: spindle midzone; microtubule organizing center; cytoplasmic microtubule. The coding region runs from base 1 to 831 and encodes 276 amino acids. Gene Ontology annotation, biological process: protein localization to microtubule plus-end; regulation of microtubule polymerization or depolymerization; spindle assembly. The transcript has a single exon. The record is from RefSeq and is a predicted model, not a curated record. Lineage: Eukaryota; Fungi; Ascomycota; Pichiomycetes; Serinales; Debaryomycetaceae.
AUGGCGAUAGGAGAGUCGAGAACAGAGCUAUUGCAUUGGCUUAAUAGUACGUUAGACCUUCAAUACGGAAAGGUCGAGAAUUGCGGCACCGGGGCGGCGUAUUGCCAGCUUAUGGACUCGAUAGUGGGAGGCAUACCAAUGUCAAAGGUCAAAUUCAAUGCCCAGACAGAAUACGAUUACAUACACAAUUUUAAGAUAUUACAGGCCAGUUUCAACAAACAUAAAGUAAAUAAGACCAUAGACGUCGAGCGGUUGGUGAAAUGCCGGUUACAAGACAAUCUUUUGUUGUUGCAGUGGUUCAAGAAGUUCUGGCACGAGAACAAGGAUGUAAACGGGGUUUAUGACGCGGCCUCUAGACGUAAAGUGAGCGGACUGUACCCUAAUGGUAGCGGAUUCAAUGUGACACCCCAAGAACGGUCUAGGACAUCGUCUGAGUCGUCGCUUGGGUCCCGCCGUACCACGUUGCCUAGCAGAGUGCCAUCGACGGGUCGUACGUCAAUCACACCAAAUACCCCCACCAACGCCACCACCAAGCUUUCACAAUUGAACAAGGAGUUGGCAGAUACAGCUAAUGAGCUUGCCACAGUCAAUGAGGAGCUUCAGGAAUACAAAAUCCUGGCUGAAAGCCUUGAAACCGAGCGAAACUUUUACUUCAACAAGUUACGAGAAAUCGAAAUCCUCACCGAGAAUUUGAAACUGCUCGAUGAGCCCGAAUUUAACAAGUUGUCUGUUAAUGAAUUCAUAGAAAAGGUCCAGUCGAUUCUUUACUCGACCGAGGAAGGGUUUCAGUCAAAUAAUGACCAAGUAGACAUGGAUGGAGAAUCCUUUUAA